AUGGCGGCGAAAGGUACGAUUCCUGCUUUCAAUACCCUUAAGGAGUGUAUGGAAUUUCUUUAUUGGUUGAAAGAUGACAAGACGGGUAUGCAAAGCAGCGUUGCCAAUCGACUGAAAAGGCUGCUUAAAAACAGAUAUAAAGGUUUUACUCAAAGUGAAAUUGAAAGAGCACUUUCCAUAUUCCUUAGCGGAGUAUCCAAGUUUCAUACGAAAUUAUGCAAAAAUGCUCGCGGUCAUUACCUUGGUAAUAAAAGCCCUAGGGAUGUACUCUACGCUCUGUUAGCAUGUAUUCCCAGAUUGCUUUCCGCUAUAUAUUUCCUGCGCUACAAAGUUGACGCUAAUUUCAAAGCACUUGGUGGUGGGGGAUGGGCCGAAAACCAGGUUGGAUUGGUCGCACGAUCAGUAUAUUAUGGCAGUCAGAUUGAUAAAUAUCUAAUUGCAACACAAACGAAUGGUUACGGUGUAAUCCCUGGAGGAUUUGCGCCACGUGAGCUGAAUAUGGGUCAUAGGAGUGGUUAUUCCCCUGGUAGUAAAAUGAUGCCUGACCUUAUAGAUAUUUCAGAAAAACAUGGUCGUGGAUUCAACGUAUUUCUCGAUGUAUUCGUCACUUCGGUGUUUGGUAAGCAUGGCGCUGAUAUGUCCAAUGUUGCGAACGCUCUUCGGUUGGUGCAAGACUUUUGUGGGAUUUUCGAAAAAGUUAGGGAUGAGGACGAUUUCAAAAAUAAUUUACAAGCCAGGCAUCAUUGCAUUGCUUGGCGAGACUUACAACAACAUUGCAGCAAACUAAAAAAGUCCCUUGAAAAAAUAUUCAACGGAAACCGAUUCUCUUUCACCGGGUAUGCGCGCGAACCUCAAUAUCUUUCCACGGAAAACAUUGCCAAGAAAAUGGCCAAGUGGUUCAAAACACAUUUAAGUGAUGUGAUGGAACAAUUGAAGUCAAUCGAACCCUUUGACAGUACGAAAAAAUAUCCGCUGAGUGGUAAACACAUACGGAAAGGUAACACCCUGUCUGGGGGAUAUCCCGAAGCUUUUAUGGCAUAUUUUACAAAUAACUUCAUACGCUACGGAUUCACAUUAUAUCAUAACAAUUAUAAAGUGGAGACUACCCCCUAUAAAGAUUUGUUUGACAGUUGGAAUGGUGCAAUCCAUGAGCUCAAGAAAACGAAUGACGGUUUGGACGGACUCGUGAGAAUUUUGAACGGCAACCAGUGUGCGAGUAGACACAAGGAUGAGAAGCCUGAGAAGAAGCCUAAGCCUACGCCAGAGCCUCGGCCUGGGCCUGAGAUUGAGCCUGAGCCUGAGCCUGCGGAUGAGGAUGAGUAUUAUCUUGACUCUGAGCCUGAUUCUGAUGAAGAAUUGAUGAAUGAAGAAUCCGAUGAGGAAUUACCUGAAACCAAAAGCGAAGCGCCCAAAACCGAGGCCGCGAAGCCUGUGGUCACCAAAGGCGACGCAACUCCAAACCAGGGCAAGAAAGCUGAGGGAGCGCAGAACCAGGGCAAGAAAGCGGAGGGAGCGCAGAACCAGGGCAAGAAAGCGGAGGGAGCACAGAACCAGGGCAAGAAAGUGGAGGGAGCACAGAACCAGGGCAAGAAAGUGGAGGGAGCACAGAACCAAGGAAAUGGUCACAGUGUGGGAAAUACUUCUAGUUCACCAGUUGCAAAGGCAGUACAAAGUCAGCCUUCAAGUGUUCCAAGUGCGGACUCUGGGUCAUCUGGUGCCUCUGGUUCCAGUGGUGGUCAGGGGCAGGAUGGCCAGACGGGUUCUUCUGCGCCUGUUCAAGGAAGCGGUCAAAGUACAUCGCAAGAUCCUACGACCGAUGCUACUACGGCAUACACUGGCUCGGAUUUAGGUUCAGGCGCUGGUGGAGCUGGGGGGAGUGGACCAAAGGCGAGCGUUGCUGCCUGUCCUCCGGGUAAAUCUUCUUUUAACUUUGGCAGCAUGAAAUUCUGUGUUGAAAAACCAAACUUUCAAGAUGAAGAUAAAGUUUUAGAUGCUCAAAGACAAGGAAUGCUGGAAACGGAGUAUAAAGAUUUACGAGAAAUACAUUCAAAACGAAAUUCACGUAUUGAUUCCCUCACUUCGAAAAGCCGUUCCAGCCAUUCCACUUCCAGACGCUCCCUUCAGUCUACCGGUGAACAUAAUGCUCAUGAGCGUGAUUACUACGAACUAAGGGGAAGGGAUAGAGGGCAGGGAGAUUAUAUUAUUCUCGGCGGCGACGCCAUAGAGGAUCAGUCCUACAAACGACGUGAGAAAGAACGAAAACAAAAGGCAGUAGAGGAGCAAAAAAAAUUGUGGGAUUUGGAAGCGAAGCGAGAGGAAAAUAGGUUAAGGGAAGCUAUGCAAAGGGGACUAUUAGAGGACGUUAUGGAGGAAGUGGUUGAUAAGGACGAGAUGAUUGUCGAUAUUAAGGGUGUGGUGGAUAUGGACGUUGAGGGGACCGAUGUGUCUGGUGGUGACGAGGAGAUAAUCUAUGUCGACGGAAAUGAUAUUGCAGAGAACCGCAAGACUAUCGCUGAAGUUAAGCCCGCCAUUUUUAACGUUGAUGGGCAUGAAGCAAUUAUUAGCCAUGGAAAUACAGCAGUGUCAUCUUCUGAUGACUACGAAGUGUUAGGCCUAGACGGUGCAGCAAUUAACACAUAUGCUAUGCCAAAUAUGGAGCAUGUAGACGAAGAAAUUCCGUUAGGAUUUGUCGGAAAUGCGGUUCGUGAUAUUAAUAAGCCUGUAUUGCCCAAUUUUAAAUUUGGCAGUAAAGUGGACGGUCAUGUUUAUGACGACGGCUCUGACGGUGUAUUCGAAAAACAGGUGGCAGCGAAGGCAAAAUGGCAAGAAGAGCAGAAAAUCCGCUUUCUGAAAAUGAUGCAGGAAGACAUUCAAGAUCAGCUGGCAAAGUCAAAUGACCAUGCAAUGUUUACGUCAGGUAGUGUACUUCCACAUUCGUUUCCCUUGGAUGGGAUAGUGGUGAAAAGUGACGCAGACACCAAUGACUCGCAGCCAGAUGACUCAGAACAAAAGCUGUUUCAAAAAUAUAUGCAAGGAAAUACUCUGCAUGGCUCCGUUAUACAGAAUAGAGAGUAUAAACCUUUUUUGACGCGAGAGCCAUUUGCUUCCCACGGCAGCGUAAUCAAUGAUACUUCUAGAAAUAACCCAGCCUAUGAAAAGAUGUUCGCUGACAGUAAACAUGAACUUAAUAAGCGAUUCAAAGAUGCUAGAAAAAAACAGGAUAACCUAGAAGCAACUGUAAGAGCCAUAUCUCAGAAGACGUUAUAUAAAGACCUUUUCAGAGGCGGUGAUGUCCACAUUACUCAUCAACUAAAACCUGCAUACACUGACACAGUCGACACUCUCGAUAUCUAUGUCCCACCACAUAGCCGAACGAUUUCAGAACGUCCCGAUCCUAACAUUGUUCAGCAUAGUCUGAACCGCACAACGCCGCAAAUGACUAUUGAAAUUCCAGAUAGAAUGUCUAGCAAUUUGGAUGAUCCAUCAAACUCUGGUUUUAGGCCUACGCAUUUAGCCUUCGACUUCCAACGAGACGACCCACUGUUCUCUAGGCGUUUAGAUCCUAUAGUACCUGGAGUUUUGAUUGAGAACGCACAACGUGGCACUCCCAGAAAACAAGACGAUCCCAAUUAUUUAGAUCUUCAAAUCCAAGUCCCCGACCGUACGCUACAAGACUCUUCAUAUGACAUAGACCUGGGAUACGACCCUCCACCUCCCCCAAACAUCAAACCGAUUGAACCAGUGUACUCAGCUACUCCCGCCAUCAAUCUCACCUUCCCACCAGUAGUUGAUCCAAAACUUAAGCCACCCGAAGACUUCGAUAAAAAAACCAUCAAACAUCCUGACAUUACACUAUGCCUCGCUCCCUGGACAACCCAGACACCCACUCCUGGCUCCACCGAUAUCCCCGAGACGGAGCUGUUCCCCUCCGAGGCGCCGCGCACCGUACGGGAGAUGCUUCAGUGGCUAGCUGGACUUAGGCACCCAAAGCAUCAUAGCACUCUCACAGAAUGUUUUAACAAGGCCUUUAGUGGCUUACAUCAUGAACCUUCACACCUUGCGCUAUUCAUCAACCACACCAAAGUCAGACCCACAGAUGUCUUCGACAUACUCCAGCUUACCGCCAUGUUUGCAGGUUCAGUGCUCACAUCCAUCGCACCUAACUGGAUAGCAAGUCUGUCAUCAAGAGCUGUGAAGCCUAUGUCCUCUACCCAAUCCGACGAGCCUGAUUGCUGCGCCCUCCUCUGCCAGCUGCGUGACUACGCAUACGCCUGCCACCACCAGUUUCAGUUCCUCAAGGCGCAGUGUAAUAGAAACUCCACGUAUGGUGGUUGGCAGAAUUGUAACUACGGCAGUGACAUCACUGCUUCUAACUCCCCCCUCCAGGCGUUCCUGACCGACGGCUGGGACUCCACCUUCGAGACGCACCUCUUCGACCCGUGCAACCUGUGCCUCAAGAGCCGCGUCAGGAUGGGAUUUAGGGAUGAAGACUUACCGAGUAGUCAACAAACAGGCAACACCCUUUCCACUAUCCUCACUCCCAGCUGCGGCGGUGAGGACCCCUUGCUGACACUGUGCUCCUACCUCAACUGCCUCACCAGGCGGACGCCGCGCACCACCGGGGAGCUUGUGUCGUUCUUCCACAAUUUCGGGAAUGAGAUGCACGGGUAUGCUUCAAAGUCAUUGUCUCCACUAGGAAACUCACUCCGCACUCCGCAUCUCGACUGCCCUGACUGGGACCAUCUUGGUCGCCACGACCUCCAAGCUGUCAGUGGCGUCCGAGGUACAGAGUCUCUCAACUCCGUCUCCAAUCACAACCACGACAAUGCACAUCCCCGUACCCUGUCCACACUGGUUGGCUGCGGUAGUGACCCUGACAGCUGCCAUCCACGUAUGUCUCCCAUCACCUACCGGGCCUACGCCCUGUACUCCCAGAGCUUCGCCCACACCUACCUCAGCUGGACGGUGUACCUGCCGGACAGACUGUGGGAGUCACUUGAAAAAAUGUACUAUGAUCUAAAGAAGCAUAAUUGCUUCGAUGGCAAAUCCCUCCACUCAUGUCCCGUUGCGCUGCCCCUCCUCUACACUCACGGGUUCACGCCGCCGGAGGUGGGAUCGCAGUUGCCACUCACAUGUCAACAGAUUAUCGCAAAGCUGAAGGAAAUUGUCAACGGCAAGCCUAUCGCAUCACUCAUGACUGCCAUGGACAAUUUCCUCUACAACAUCCGAGAGCCAUUCAUCUUCACGCUCGUCGCACUGUGGUCCACAGCAUUACUCAUCUUCGCCAACACGAUGCUGUACCGCAUCGACAUACUCCACAUCAGGUCACAUCUUAUCCGCACCAAGGCCUCCCAUCUCAUCGACGUCAAGGCGCUGCUCUCCGACAAUAAGAAGAUGAUGUCCCUGUACGACGCCAAUUACUUCGACGACGACCCCAACGAGCUACUCAACUUAAAGUAG
Messenger RNA from Babesia bigemina, 5460 nucleotides. RefSeq lists its product as hypothetical. The coding region runs from base 1 to 5460 and encodes 1819 amino acids. The transcript has a single exon. Lineage: Eukaryota; Apicomplexa; Aconoidasida; Piroplasmida; Babesiidae. The record is from RefSeq and is a predicted model, not a curated record.